Molecule: messenger RNA, 308 nt
Organism: Cuscuta campestris
Lineage: Eukaryota; Viridiplantae; Streptophyta; Magnoliopsida; Solanales; Convolvulaceae
Source: the annotation of a GenBank genome assembly
CUUAGCAGUGAGGCGGGUAAACCGUGAAACCUCGUGUGUUGCCAUUCGCAAAAGCUAAAGUUCCAUCAUCAAGGGUGAAGCUAUGGGGGACUCAGGGGAGAAGAGGAAGAGUCUCUGGCGCAGGGCACCAGAACAGCCUGGGCCUAAAUGCUUUUGUUCUCCGUCUCCCGAGAUGCUGCAGAAGAUGGAACUGCAUUUGAAGUACCCUACAUUUUCACAGAAGAAGAUGAACAAGUAUCUGGAUACUGAUACCAAGAGAGCUGCUCUGGCAGCAUCUCUUUCUGUGGUUGCUCUUAUGUCCUACACUG